Messenger RNA from Ahaetulla prasina, 3451 nucleotides. RefSeq names its product armadillo repeat containing 9 (gene ARMC9). Gene Ontology annotation, biological process: cilium assembly. The record is from RefSeq and is a predicted model, not a curated record. The transcript has 27 exons. Gene Ontology annotation, molecular function: protein binding. Lineage: Eukaryota; Metazoa; Chordata; Lepidosauria; Squamata; Colubridae. Bases 234 to 2717 code for a protein of 827 amino acids. Gene Ontology annotation, cellular component: ciliary basal body; centriole; ciliary tip.
ACCAGGCCCAGUCACGGUUGCUAGGCGACGAGAGCGAGGGAGGCCGCGGCCUACUCGGCGUUAUCCGUCGCGGCAGGAAGCUGUGAAGAGGAAUAGAAUUCUUGGUGCUGAAAGAGCUUGGAGUUAAUCUAGCAUUAGAUGCAAAAAAACAACAACCCUGCAAGUCGUCUCCAAGAGGAGAAAACCUUUAGCAUGUACUGCCUUAAACUACAGGUUAUCCUUGUUGACAUUUGAUGAUGGGGGACGUGCUUGCUUAUGAAGCAGAGCUACUGGGAAUGGUCAAAGAGUAUUUGGAUUUUGCGGAAUUUGAAGACACGGUGAAAACAUUUACCAAAGAAUGCAAAAUAAAAGGGAAACCCCUCCCCAAAACUAGAAGCAAUUCUGCUAAAGACUCCAAGGCUCUAAUCAUUCAGGAUCUGCUGAUGUCCUUUAGUGAUGGAGACCAGGACGUCUUCUUUGAACUAUGGGAAGAGCGCAUCCCUUCCUCCGUCCGAGAGCAAGAAGCUGUGGCUCAGAAGCUGGAGUUCUACCUUCACAUCCACUUUGCCAUCUUCCUGCUGAAGCACGCCGUGGGGAAGCCCGAUAAAGCAGCGUUGGACGAAAGGAUUGCGUAUUUCAAAACCUACCUGGAGACCAAAGGGGCCGCUUUGAGCCAGACAACGGAAUUCCUGCCUUUCUACGCCCUGCCGUUCGUGCCCAACCCUAUGAUCCACCCGUCUUUCAAAGAGCUUUUCCAGGAUUCUUGGGAAUCUGAUCUGAAAACGAGACUGGAAGAAUUUCUGUCUGCAACACUUAAAGCCAGUGACAGCCCGCGGCUUCUGACCUUAUAUAAAGAGAACACGCAGUGCAGCCAAGAAACGUUGCAGCAGCUCCACCAACAGCUGGUAGAAUCCGAACGCAAGACCAUGACCUACCUGAAGCGCUUUAACAAAAUCCAGGCUGAUUAUCACAACCUCAUUGGCGUCACAGCUGAGCUGGUGGAUUCUCUGGAGGCCACCGUCAAUGGCAAGAUGAUCACCCCGGAAGACCUGCAAAGCGUCUGCAUGCGUCUCUUUAGCAAUCAGAUGAAGCAAAGCGUCCCACACAGCAUCGACUUCACCAGGCCCGGAACUGAAUAUGGCUGUAUGAGGCCCUGUAAGGAUGAAUAUGCUUCCACAAUGUUAAGAGCAUCCUUGGUCCCUGUGAAAGUGCAGGAGGUGCCCCUCCUGCCAUCUUUGGAUUAUGAAAAGUUAAAGAAGGACCUGAUCGAUGGAAGUGACCGCCUCAAGGCUUUCUUGCUACAGGCCCUACGCUGGCGUUUGACAACCUCCCACCCGGGGGAGCAGCGGGACACCGUUCUGCAGGCCUACAUCAACAAUGAUCUCUUGGACUGCUACAGCAACGGCCAGAGAAGCGUCUUAAUGCUGAUCCAGUCCAAGUGCGAGGUUGUUCGCCAGUACACCGCCAGGCUCAUCAAUGGCUUUGCCUCCCUGGCUGAAGGCCGUCUCUACCUUUCCCAGAAUCCCCGCUUGCUCCGCAUGCUGGAAGGACGGUUGAAAGCGGAAGAUAAGUUCUCCCUUACCCGGGAAAACGUCCUGGGAGCUCUGCAGAAACUCAGCCUCAGGCGGGCUUUGCAGUCGACCAUGAUUAAGGAUGGGCUCAUACCAUGGUUGGUGGAGGCCCUGAAGGAUACGGACUCCAUGUCUGAUUACACCCUGGCUUAUUCAGUCGCUUUGCUCAUGAACCUCUGCCUUCGGAGCUCAGGGAAGAAGAUGUGUGUGAAAAUUGCAAACGAGAUUCUCAAAGUUCUCUCGGAUCUCCUUGGCCACGAGAACCACGAGAUUCAUCCUUACGUAAAUGGAGCCCUUUAUAGUAUCCUUGCUAUUCCGUCCAUAAGAGACGAAGCUCGAGCAAUGGAAAUGGAAGACAUUCUCCGAUGCUACAUCGAGGAAGGAAAUGCCGAUAUGAUCCAGCAGAUUGAGUUUAUUAUCAAGCAGCUGCAAUCAGAAGAGCCUCAGGACGAUAGCGCAGAGUCUGACGAUGAGGAGAAGGAAGAUAAUGCUGAAGAGGACCACAAUGGCAUGGAGGCCGAUUUGGACAAAGAUGAAGUGUUACAAGCCCAACAGGGUGAACUUUCCGGAGAAAAACUCUUGACCACUGAAUAUUUGGGAAUCAUGACCAACACGCCAAAAGCACGGAAGAAGGCCAUGCCCAGCCUCCGUCACAGUGUGGACGAGCCUCUUCAGAGACCCGUGACCCCUGGCUACCACAGGGCCCAUUACCCAACGUUGGAAAACGAAGGUACGUCUCCCAGCAGCAAAGAGAUAUACGCUCCACGGUGCUCAAAUUCCCGGCCUCCGACACGCAGCGGGAAGAGGCCCAGCUCUCUUUCGGAGGUCCCGUUCUCCUCGACGUUUGAAAGUGAAGCUUCUGGAAGAUCUUCGAUGCACCAUGGAGCUGACCCAGAAGUCCAGUCAGUCGCUGAAGUUCUGAUUCUUCACUCCCCCGGUUCUUCCCAAGACAGUGUAAGCAGCUGGCCAAACAGCCAAUUCCACCCAGGUUUUGCCAGCAAAACCAAACUGCCCUGCGCCUCAGAUUUCCAGAACCUCCGGCCCGGCAGAGGAAAGCUCCCGUCCAUCGCCCCCCAGUUCUGCCCUUCCGGACCUCCCCCAUGCCUUCGCUCCAACUCUUCGGACUCAACGCGAAACAAGCAAAGCAGCCAUUCUUCUAGGAGGUGAGGAUGGCACUUUUCCUCAAGAGCCCCCCACCCGAAGACAGCCACAAUCAGCGGGGUGUAACGGGAACCCUGGCAUCUUCCUGGCACCCCGCUAGACAAAGCCGGAGAUGAGCGCUUCAUGCCGACACUCUACACCUCGUGGCUCAGAGUCUAUCUGAUAGGAUGUGGGGGGGGGGGUGUUUUCGGACUUGGUCGAAAGACGGGUUUCUUUUCUGGAACCAGAGAAAUAGGUCUGAAAUAUCCACAGCCUUUGUGGCCUGAAAACGACAAACUAGCCUCCGUCCUCUCGUGAAACGCCGAAGAAAGCCCAGCUGAGCUUCACAGCGUUCCAUGUGGAAUGGAGAAUGCAGCUGUGGGUCUCUUUAAGCCAUUAUUGGCCAUGAUUCAAGGUUUAAUAAUAAUAAUAAUAUUUUAAUUUUUAUACCGCCCUUCUCCCGAAGGACUCAGGGCAGUGAACAGCCAAGUAAAAACAAUACAAUAUAUUACAAUAAAAACUAUUUAAAAAACUUAUUCAAUGUGGCCUAAAUUUAAAUAUAAAAUACAUAAUAUAAAAUAACCCCAUUUAAAACCGAAUUAAAAACCCCUAUCAAGCCAGUCCUAGCAGAACCUUCUGGGGACCCUGAUUGGUGAGACAAGGAUAUGAAUUAGCUGCUGUUCAAAGAAUUUGAAGGACUUUGAAGAGACAUCUAGAACAGGGGUCUCCAACCUUGGCCACUUGAAGACUUGUGGACUUCA